AUGGCGAAUCCCGAUUUGACACCAGAGAAGGGACUGGAAAGUGACAACAGCUCCCAAAAUUCAAAGUUGGUAGAAAUCGCCGUUAAGGAAGCCCCGAACGAAGAUGCGACAGCCAAAGAGUAUCUGGGCGAUCCAGAAAGCAAGUAUCCGAGCGGAUUUCGCUUCACCAUGGUCAUUGCGGCUCUGGUUCUCACGACCUUCUUAGUCGCACUGGACAAUACCAUUAUCGCCACCGCGAUCCCGAAAAUCACCGAUGAGUUCCAAGGAAUUGACAAGGUGUCAUGGUACGGCUCAGCAUUUUUCAUGACUUUUGGUGGAUUUCAAUCCACAUGGGGCAAGUUCUUCAAGUAUUUUCCUCUAAAGACAUACUAUAUUGUUGCCAUAGCAAUAUUCGAAAUCGGCAGUUUAGUUUGUGCAGUUGCCAAGGGACCUGACACCUUCAUUGUCGGUCGCGCCAUUGCAGGCUUCGGCGGGGCUGGCAUGGCAACUGGCGCAUUUACCGUUAUCGGUUUCGGCGCUGAGCCCAAGAAACGACCGCAACUGUUGGCCAUUAUGGGAGCUACCUGGGGUGUCUCUGUAGUCUUAGGGCCGCUUCUGGGUGGUGUUUUCACGGACAAGGUUAGCUGGCGGUGGUGUUUCUACAUUAACUUGCCAAUUGGCGGCGUGGUCGCCACAGUCCUGCUACUCUUCUUCCAAACACCGCCUGAUGCAAAGCCAGCCCCGGCAAGUUGGAAGGAAAAAUUCCUGCAGUUGGACCUUGUGGGUGCUGUUCUCGUCAUGGGCCUGAUUGUUUGCUUCAACCUCGCGCUUCAGUACGGCGGCCAGACCAGGCCUUGGAAGAGCAGCGUAGUCAUCGGCCUCCUCGUGGGGGCUGUUCUCCUCGGGGUUGUCUGUUUCAUCUGGGAAAUAUAUCAGGACGAGCGCGCCAUGAUAGUUCCACGACUGUUUCGGCUUGCCUCGGUCGGCUUGGGUUCCAUCUACCAAUUCUUCCUUGCCGGCUCAUACUUCACCAUCUUAUAUUAUCUACCAAUCUAUUUUCAAAGCGUCUUCAACGCCAGCCCCAUCGGAUCUGGCGUCCGCAAUCUCCCCCUUAUCAUUACACUUACGAUAGCAGCCAUCCUCCAAGGUCCCCUUUUAGUCAAACUCGGCUACCCUACACCGAUAUUGCUCGGUGGCGCCGCAAUUGCGGCUGCCGGCUCUGCCUUGUUCUACACAAUGGAUAUCAACACUUCCACUGGCAAAUGGAUUGGCUAUCAAAUAAUAAGUGGUGCUGCCAUUGGAGGGACAUUCCAAACCACAAUGGGGAUGGUUCAAGUUAACGCUAAGCCCGAGGACAUCUCGUCGUCUAGUGCUAUUAUGUUGUUUUUUCAGACGAUCGGCGGCUCACUUUGCCUCUCUGCUGCUCAGGCCGCCUUCAACAACAGGCUGUUAAACAAACUGGCAACUACGGCUCCUGGUAUUGACCCCGCGACAGUCCUCUUAGUCGGCGCCACAGAAAUUCGAUCCGCUUUUGACUCGUCUGAAAUCUCUGCAGUAGUCGAGGCAUACAUGUCAGGACUAAAAUCCGUUUUUGCUAUCACAAUUGGCGCAUUUGGGGUUUGCUGCGUGCUUAGCCUAUGCAUGGGCUGGAAGAAGCUCGACGCUGUGGAUUCGAAGAAAGUCAAAGGUGGUCCAUGA
Messenger RNA from Exophiala aquamarina CBS 119918, 1677 nucleotides. RefSeq lists its product as uncharacterized. Gene Ontology annotation, biological process: transmembrane transport. Bases 1 to 1677 code for a protein of 558 amino acids. The record is from RefSeq and is a predicted model, not a curated record. Gene Ontology annotation, molecular function: transmembrane transporter activity. NCBI's taxonomy places the organism in Eukaryota, Fungi, Ascomycota, Eurotiomycetes, Chaetothyriales, Herpotrichiellaceae. The transcript is spliced from 4 exons.